Messenger RNA from Gloeophyllum trabeum ATCC 11539, 2881 nucleotides. RefSeq lists its product as uncharacterized. NCBI's taxonomy places the organism in Eukaryota, Fungi, Basidiomycota, Agaricomycetes, Gloeophyllales, Gloeophyllaceae. The record is from RefSeq and is a predicted model, not a curated record. Bases 1437 to 2288 code for a protein of 283 amino acids. The transcript has 6 exons.
CGAGCUCACAGACACACUCUUUGCACACUAAGGAGGCCGUCAUAGACCUCUUCGACCAUUUCAGAGAGGAGCUCGACGAACAGAAUGAUAGGCGAGAAAGGUUGAUAAAGUCAAGUCGUGAUAUUACCAACCUAUCCAAGAGAUGUAUAUUCCUACUACAUCGUGUAGCGACGGAGGACACCAAGGAAGAUCUCGAAACCCGUGCUCUUCGUGCAGCUAAACAAGGGUGGGGUAAAUUGCGGGACAUCCAGCGAAUAUUCGCGUCCAUGAAAUGUGAACUCGAGGGUGACCUCUACUGGCGGCACCAGAAGAGUGUCUCGCCGGGACUACAAGAAUAUAUUGAAGCCUUGAGUUUUGCUCACUACCUAGAGCAUGAAACCUUGAUUUCGUACCAAGCUGUCCAGCAGACAUUGUGCGAUGAAGCUGGCACACCGUACUUUCCGUUGACCAUAUCAGACUAUCUGCUCGGCUUAUCCGACCUGACCGGAGAGCUCAUGAGAUACGCAAUCUCAGCUAUCAGUCGCAAGGGCGGCCGAGCAAAGGCAAGCGAUAUAUGCGCCUUUGUCCGUCAUUGCAAAGCAGACUUCGAAGGCAUGUGCCCGAGGGUCCGGGGCCUAUCAAAAAAGCAAUCCGUCACGAACCAAUCUCUACAGAAGAUUGAAGAUGCCGCCUACACCAUCGCCGUCCGGAGCUCAGAGUACGAUCUGCCGUCGGACAUCCUGGACGACAUUGUAGCACGGUCCAUCUCCGGGUAUGACAAUAGCCACUCCAAUUACGACAGGAAACCAGAACGUUGGAGGGACAGGGACGGUAGCGGAGACGAAGACGAGUACUACUGAAGACGAGUCACACGCCAGCUUUCACUUGUGUUGUCUACCUGAGGUGCAUGUACGAUUCGUAGGCCAGCUUGUAGCACUAUGCGGAUGUUUUAUCAUCCCCCCCCCCACGCCAUCGUCGGCCAGCAAUCAAAGGGGUAAAAAUGACUUUAUUCGAAUACACGUGUGAGUUUAGUGGGGUUACAGGUCUAUGCGGUAUUCAUGCCCGGCUACAAUGUUCGUGCUAGAGAGACAUCAAGAGGUCGUACAGAGAAACAGACAUAUCGCACAGCGUGUCUUCUUCGUGAUAUUCGUGACAGUGAAAGAACAAAGAACAAAGAAAUCAAAUCAAUGCUCAACGCUCACCGAGACGACCAACCUUCCCCCGUGCUGACCACCGUCUAUCGUAGCCAGGGAUAAAUGGUCGGAGCCAGGGACGACGUCGAGAACAAGUUGGGCGGGUUUCCCGCUGAGCUCAACGCGUAGCUGGUCGAGACUCCGCGCAGGACCAAUGAUGAACUUGGUAUCACCUCCAGGGACAUCCGCGAUGAGCACGGGCAGUGGGUUUUGAAGGAUGCUGCUGGGCAGUUCAUCAUCCGCCCUGUCCUCCAAGUUGAUGAUAUGGUCGGUGGAAGGGCGAGGAGAUAUAAGAGGAGUGUCGACCUCCGCAACAGACGAAGGACUGGGAGAAAUAUUAGCACCUUUAUCUCCCUUUUCCCCAUGGCUGUCAUCGACCAACGAAGGCUCGUCUUCCUCAUAGUCGUCGGCAACAGACGGCUCUUCCUCCAGUACCGGUCGUUCAUCGGAGCCAUCCGCCUCGUCCUCACCAGCUCUGCUCUCGCUGGGAUGGACCCGAGGACCGAAAACGCGCAUGAAACCAAAGAUGAACCAGAGGAUGUUCCUGAAAAACCAGAAGCUAGCCUGCAAAACCACGUCGAGGUAGCGUUUAAACACAGACUGGACCGGUGUCUGUCUAUAAACACGCGCAACAGUCAAGGGCACCGAUCGCAUAGGACUCUCCUCUUCGGUGUUCUCCUCGCUGUCUUCGAUGACAGACUCAACCGGUUCACUAAAGGACACUUUCUUGACAUGUUCGGGACGUACAGGAGGAGGGGACGCCUUGGUAGCGCGGUAAAUGGGAGGAGACGGCGGAGGGGUAGGAAGUCGGUGAACAGGCUCAGGAGAGAUGCACACAAACGAGUGAGGAGUGACGACAGCCGCCUCCCAAGCCUGUCCGCUGCGCGCGUCAUCCAAUCUACUAACAGGUGCCACAACAAAUUGUCCGCCCGUGUAUUUGUCCACGACAAACGUAAUCUGCGCUUUCUCCGACGAUUCCUCCGAGGAAAGGGAGAGCCAGCGGCAGGCCCGCGACGCAUGGGAGAAUACGCACGCCCUUUUGCGAUUGGCCUCUGGCAGAAGAUCAUAGAGGGUGCCAAUCGGGAGAACGACCUCGGUUGUCGCUGCAAUCGGUGAGAAUGGGAUGAUAGACACGUACAGCGGCUGUGCUCCCGCUGCAGAAGCAAAGAUGGUUUGGCCAGAAGCUAAGUCAAAGCGUACCAAACGGAUGCCGAUGCCCGAGGAUGACGCGAGGGCCUCUUCUGUAGCGCGGUGCGAUGCCGGCGACGUCCAGAUGCGCAGUGAACUGGGGUGGGGUGAGCUGUACUGGACUACACCUGCAGACGAGAUGGAAAUGGAAGAACCAGGGGAACCACCCAGGAUGACGGACGAAGGACAUAUGAUCGAGUCAGUCUUAGGGCGCGGCGUGAGGAAGAGCGUUGACGAGUUGACAGGGUUGUCACCCAGUGCGUGUGGGAGGAUGCGCCCUUCUCCGCCGACAGCCCAGCAAAACCAGUCGAAGUCCCUUGACAGCUCAACAACUUCUACAUCAUCCGCAGGCGUUUCAGCGUGCCAGAGAUGUACACCCUCGUUUUCAGUCGUCCAACCUUUACGAAGGUUGAAUCUCGGAUCGCGACGUUCUAGCACGAGACUACCAUUGCGGCCGUACUCUCCCAACCACCUGAUCUCCCCCGAGGGGAAUACCAAGCGAUAGGUGUAGGAGAAUUGAG